AUGGCAUUGCGAGCAUCAUUACUAGGCUGGACCCGUCACUUCGCGCCUUCUUCUUUAACAUCAGCAGCCCGACCAUUUUCCACAGCAUCGACUAUAUUACAACAAUCAGCAGAGAAAAAAGCAGCACCUUCCAUGGCCAUUCCUGCUGCUGACUGGGAUGUUAAGACUGAAUUAGCCACCUCCUUGGAACCUUACGCCGGCCGAUCGAUCGCCAACGUCGCUAAUCCCAACGUCGCCUACCGUCGUGUAAACUCGAUUUUGGCACAAAACAAUGUUCGUCGUGAAGUUCGUUCCAACCGAUAUUAUGAAAAGCCUACCGUCGCUAGAAGACGAAAGAACAUUGAACGUAACCGCAAACUGUUUGGUGCCAUGGUUGGCAAGAAGGUUGCUCUCAUUAUGCAAAUGAAGCAGCGUGGCAUGUAA
Messenger RNA from Zychaea mexicana, 423 nucleotides. RefSeq lists its product as uncharacterized. Gene Ontology annotation, cellular component: ribosome. Gene Ontology annotation, biological process: translation. The transcript is spliced from 2 exons. Gene Ontology annotation, molecular function: structural constituent of ribosome. NCBI's taxonomy places the organism in Eukaryota, Fungi, Mucoromycota, Mucoromycetes, Mucorales, Lichtheimiaceae. The coding region runs from base 1 to 423 and encodes 140 amino acids. The record is from RefSeq and is a predicted model, not a curated record.